This is a messenger RNA of Torulaspora globosa, 1446 nucleotides long. It is a transcript of the gene MET2, whose product is annotated as homoserine O-acetyltransferase. The transcript has a single exon. The record is from RefSeq and is a predicted model, not a curated record. Bases 1 to 1446 code for a protein of 481 amino acids. Gene Ontology annotation, molecular function: homoserine O-acetyltransferase activity. NCBI's taxonomy places the organism in Eukaryota, Fungi, Ascomycota, Saccharomycetes, Saccharomycetales, Saccharomycetaceae. Gene Ontology annotation, biological process: L-homoserine metabolic process.
AUGUCCGGUACAUUGCAGUCGAGAAGGUUGAAAGAGAUUGAUGUGGGGGAGAUUGCUGAAAUAAACCCGUUCGUUAAGCUGGUGAAUGACCAGAGAAUUGUGGAAAUACCAGAAAUGGUGCUGGAGUCCGAGAUAAGGAUAACGAAUUUUCCUAUCGCGUAUAAAUCGUGGGGUAGCCUCAACGAGAAGGCAGACAAUUGUCUGGUGGUGUGCCAUGCGCUCACGGGGUCUGCGGACGUGGCAGACUGGUGGGGGCCUCUUCUGGGAGAUGGUCUGGCGUUCGAUCCGUCGAGGUUCUUUGUGAUAUGUCUGAACUCGAUGGGCUCGCCGUACGGGUCGUUCUCACCGCUUUGUCAAAACGAGGAGACUGGAAGAGCGUACGGGCCGGAGUUCCCGCUCUGCACGGUGCGAGACGACGUGCGGGCCCACAAGAUGGUGCUGGACUCCUUGGGAGUGACGUCAAUAGCGUGCGUUGUGGGUGGAUCUAUGGGUGGCAUGCUGGCGCUCGAAUGGGCGACCAUGUACGGCAAGGAUUAUGUCAGGAACAUGGUUGCAUUGGCUACUUCAGCUAGGCACUCGGCUUGGUGCAUUUCGUGGUCGGAAGCGCAGAGACAAUCGAUUUACUCCGACCCGAAGUAUCAAGAUGGCUACUACUCUUUACAGGAUCCUCCUACGGCUGGUCUGUCGGCCGCCCGUAUGUCGGCGCUGCUGACCUACCGCUCGAGGAACAGCUUUGAAACGAAAUUUGCUCGAAGAACUCCUUCAGCUGAGCAGGAGAAUAAGGCAGGGAAACAGAGCCUGCCACCGCCAUCUACUGUGAGCGAACAUUCUAUGCAGAUUCAUAACGAUGGAAACAGAAGCCGUUACGAACCUACCCGCAUGAGCGUCUCGUCAUCCACGUCGUCAUCAUGUUCAUUCCACUCAGCAUCUUCAAUAACCUCUAACUGUUCCGCUGUAGGCGAAGUCAAAGAAGUUAAACCCGCACAAACAUACUUCUCCGCUCAAAGCUAUCUGCGAUACCAGGGAAGUAAGUUUGUGAACAGAUUCGAUUCUAACUGCUACAUCUCGAUAACACGCAAGCUAGACACCCAUGACCUGGCUCGUGACAGGCCGGAAUAUAACGAGGACCUGACGCAGGUUCUGCAUUCAAUAAUGCAGCCUUCGCUAAUAAUAGGGAUAAAAUCAGAUGGACUAUUCACCUACUCAGAACAGGAGUUCCUAGCGGAAAAUAUACCGAACUCCACCUUGGAGAAGAUUGAGUCCCCAGAAGGUCACGAUGCUUUUCUCCUACAAUUCAAAUUGAUUAACAGCCUGAUUGUCAAUUUCCUACGUAAAAAUGCCGAGGAGAUCAUGAAUUCUCCUCCUCGUCUUUGGAAAGAACAAAAUCAGCUGCAAACUGUGAACGAAUCUCUGUUCGGAGAGGCGGAAGAAGUUACCAACUGGUAA